Messenger RNA from Pantherophis guttatus, 583 nucleotides. Lineage: Eukaryota; Metazoa; Chordata; Lepidosauria; Squamata; Colubridae. The record is from RefSeq and is a predicted model, not a curated record.
AAUGAAAAGUUUAGCCCGCAGUUACGUUUGGUGGCCCAACAUGGACCAAGUUAUCUCUGAGUGGGUGGGGAAGUGCAGACCCUGCCAGGAGUCUCGCCCCGAUCCCCCGGUAGCGCCCAUCCGAGAGUGGGAGAAACCAAAAGGGCCAUGGGGGAGGAUCCAUAUUGAUUUUGCUGGCCCCUUCCACGGGCAAACGUUUUUAAUUGUAGUAGAUGCCUUUUCGAAAUGGCUCGAAAUCAUUUUAAUGCCCUCUACCACAGCCGAGGCUGUUAUUAAGGCCCUUCGCAAGCUGUUCGCCACACAUGGCCUACCGGAUACCCUAGUAUCUGACAAUGGCCCUCAGUUCACAGCAACCCUGUUCGAGGGAUACUUGGCCGGACUAGGCAUCCGCCAUGCCCUAUCGGCCCCGUUCCACCCGGCUUCUAACGGAUUGGCCGAGCGUUUUGUAAGAAUGGCCAAAGAGGCCCUAUCCAGACUAGAUAACGAGGACUGGCAGGCCAGGAUAGAUCAAUUCUUAGCUGUCCAGCAUGCCACACCAUGCACAGCCACAGGGAGAAGCCCAGCAGAGCUCCUCAUGGGCAGG